Molecule: messenger RNA, 1880 nt
Organism: Vanessa atalanta (red admiral)
Lineage: Eukaryota; Metazoa; Arthropoda; Insecta; Lepidoptera; Nymphalidae
Gene: 128up
Product: GTP-binding protein 128up
Exons: 7
Coding region: 143-1246 (367 amino acids)
Biological process (GO): cytoplasmic translation
Cellular component (GO): cytoplasm
Molecular function (GO): GTP binding; GTPase activity
Source: RefSeq, a predicted model, not a curated record
UCAUACUCCGCGCCGACUGAUUGUGGAAGAUUGACACGCUCUCAUUUUAUUCUAGAAACCCGAAAAUAAAAUUAAGCCAAUCUUAAUCUAAGCUAUUUAUUAUUAGUAAAUAUAUUCAUAAAAACUUGAAAAAUCCGAAACAAUGAGUACUAUAUUAGAAAAAAUCAGCGCCAUAGAGGCCGAGAUGGCCCGAACACAAAAAAAUAAAGCAACAGCUCUCCAUUUGGGUUUACUAAAAGCGCGAUUGGCAAAGCUAAGACGUGAAUUAAUCACACCUAAAGGUGGCGGCGGUGCCACUGGUGAAGGUUUCGAUGUUGCUAAAACUGGAGAUGCACGAAUUGGGUUUGUCGGUUUUCCAUCUGUGGGGAAGUCAACUCUUUUAUCCAACCUAGCGGGAGUAUACUCAGAAGUAGCGGCUUAUGAGUUCACAACGCUCACUACUGUGCCUGGUUGUAUUAAAUAUAAAGGUGCUAAAAUACAGCUGCUUGAUCUGCCUGGUAUCAUUGAAGGAGCGAAAGAUGGUAAAGGUCGUGGUCGUCAAGUAAUAGCUGUAGCGAGAACUUGCAGUCUUGUCUUCAUUGUCCUUGAUGUGCUGAAGCCAUUGCAACAUAAAAAACUUCUAGAACACGAGUUAGAAGGCUUUGGGUUGCGGUUAAACAAGCAACCACCAAACAUACAUUUUAGAAAAAAAGAUAAAGGAGGAAUUAAUUUGAACACUACAUGUCCACAAUCUGAAUUGGAUAUAGAAGCAGUUAAAACCAUCCUCUCUGAAUACAAGAUCCACAAUGCAGAUAUAACACUUCGUUAUGAUGCUACCAGUGAUGAUUUGAUUGAUGUUAUUGAAGGCAAUAGGAUAUAUGUACCGUGUAUUUAUCUGCUUAACAAGAUUGAUCAAAUAAGCAUAGAAGAACUGGAUGUAAUCUACAAGAUACCACACUGUGUACCAAUCUCUGCUCACCACAAAUGGAAUUUUGAUGAUUUGUUAGAAAAGAUGUGGGAAUACUUGAAACUGAUCAGGAUAUAUACAAAGCCGAAAGGACAAUUGCCUGAUUACAAUGCACCGGUUGUAUUGCAUGCCGACAGAACAUCUAUUGAAGAUUUCUGUAACAAACUACAUCGAUCUAUUGUCAAAGAAUUUAAAUAUGCCUUAGUAUGGGGAUCAUCAGUUAAACAUCAGCCGCAGAAAGUUGGAAUAGAACAUGUUCUCGCCGAUGAAGAUGUCGUUCAGAUUGUAAAGAAAGUUUAAUGCUGGAUCAGAUGUUAUAUAUAAAUUGACAGUGUAUUAAAAUAUAUUUUAAACACCUAAAUCUGUUGUUAAAAAAUAUAAAUACUCUUACCAAACAUCCAACAUAUUAAUUACUUAGUAUGAAAUUCUAAUACCUGAUACAAAUUUCAAUUCUAACAAUGAAUCAUACAGCAUUUGUAAUUAUAUUACUUUACAUAAUAUUAAAUACAAUUUAAGGUUUCGAUUUUGUUGAAUAACAAAUUGCGUUUGUUUUCAUUUGUAAAUCAUAAAAUUAGUCAUAAGUUUUUUUUUUUUAUUAUUUACACAAGUGUAUAGCAAGGAAUAAAAAAUUGACAAUCGUAAUAAUGUUGCAAGUUGCUUUUUUAAAAUUUUGUGAAGUCAACCUUGAGACGUUCAUAAACAAGUACAGAUCAAAAAAUAAAUAAAUAAUAUGAUCAAAAAAUGUAUACUAUGAUCUUAAACGAAGCAUGUGAAGCAGUUAAUUUUAAUUUAUUUCUUUAUUGCUCGUCAAACUAUAUUACAUUAAAAUAAAAAAGAAAUACAGAAAAAGAAACAUGAUUUUACUUAUGAUUUAACAAUAACUUCUAUUGAUAUGAACAAUACUAAAACAUACUACAUAUUUAAUUUUAUACUA